UACUGUCCUACUAGGCUACUACUCUCCGACGACUCUCGCGGUUGUGUGGACACAUCCUUCCAUCGCCAUCCCCUCUCACCCUCCUUCUUCCAGUAGGAGAUGUUCUGCGUUCCCGACUGGGAUGGUCCCCUUCUCCGUACAAGCCCUGCUUUGAUUGAGAACGAAUUGCCGGGGCUGAUCUCGCAUCAAGGGCCGGUGACCCACGGUGACCCGGUCCUGGAGAGAUCGGCGCCGGUGCAGCCCGCCGCCGAUGCAGGGGAGAUCGGAUCGGCGGCGGUAGCGGAAGCGGCGAGGCAGCUGUUCACGGAGGAGGACGAGGUGGCCUCUUGGAUCCAGUACCAGAUCGGGGAGGACGGCGGGUGCGAUCUGUACAGAGAGCUGCUGGCGGCCGCCACCGGCGCCGAGACCCCGGCCGAUCGGGGAGACGCGGAGAAGCUGGGGGUGGAGGAGUCGAGGGUGCCCGCGGUGGUGGAAGCGAGCGAGACGCCGGCGGCGGACGGGCAGGCAGCGGUGGUGAUGGGGUUGAGGAGAGAUCCGGCGAGGUCGCACGCAGGGGACGGCAGGAAGCGAAAGGCGAGGGCGGGUGACGACUCCGGGUGCCACAGCGAGGUCCGUCCACCCCCAUUUCUCCAUUUUGAUGCUGAGUUUGAAUCUGGUGACAAAAGGAAAGACACACAGAGAUCUGCAUCCAUAAGAAGGUCGCGUGCUACAGAGCUCCACAAUCUUUCUGAGCGGAGGCGUCGUGAUAGGAUCAAUGAGAAGAUGAAGACCUUGCAAGAACUAAUUCCCAGAUGCAACAAGUCAGACAAAGCUUCGACAUUGGACGAGGCCAUUGAAUACUUGAAAUCACUUCAGUUGCAAGUCCAGCUGAUGUCCAUGGGGCCAGUGAUGUUUCCGGGCGUCCAGACGUACCUGCCACCCAUGGGGACAGGCAUGGGGGUAGGUGUGGGCAUCGGCACAGGGGCGAAGAUGGGUCCGGCGACGGACACUGGGGGCCUGAGCCGCCCGGUGCUUCAGUACGGACCUUUCUUGCCAUGUCCUCCUAUUGCCGCACCUGUUCCAGCUCAGUUUGACCCAAGGCUCUUAGUACCGUCUUUUCAUCCACCGACUAUGGCAACAGCCGAUCAAAUCGGAGCUGAAGCACCUCGUCAGCGAGAUCCGACCUCAUCAAACUCGGUCAGGAUGCAGGGCACGAAUAUGUUUCAAACCCGCGAUCCCUAUUAUUAUUUUCCCGGCCUUCAUCAUCUCCAUGGAUCAUCUCAGGUAUUUAUGUUUCUUCACAAUUAUCCCUAUCUUGCCACCUCGGGACGACGCUAUCUCAUUUCUUUUAUCACAUACUUGAAGCUAUCUAUAUAUGAUUAGGGUUCACAUUUGGAAUGGAAUUAUGGUAUGUUACAGAUGUAGGUGGAACCGAGGUGAUGGUCCAGAUAUUCGUACUAUUACUAUUGUUUCCCGGACCAACUUUUAGCAGCCAUUAUAUUUGCUAUCUGAGAUUGUUGGUAACUUUUAGUCCUCAUUGCCGUCCAGCAGCAGUUUCAAAACUGAGUUUCGUCUCUCCUCAUCAUAAGUCACAAUAAAUAUUACAUUCACUUGUUAUAUGGAUUUUUUUUUUCAAAAAAAAAAAAAUGAAUGCUAUUUGUAUAUCAAUAGAUUCUUGCAAUUU
This is a messenger RNA of Phoenix dactylifera (date palm), 1663 nucleotides long. RefSeq lists its product as uncharacterized. Gene Ontology annotation, molecular function: protein dimerization activity; DNA-binding transcription factor activity. Lineage: Eukaryota; Viridiplantae; Streptophyta; Magnoliopsida; Arecales; Arecaceae. The record is from RefSeq and is a predicted model, not a curated record. Gene Ontology annotation, biological process: regulation of DNA-templated transcription.